CGCUGCAACUCCUACAUAUCCUCCCUCUAUUCCUUCACUUCUGCUAUUAGUUACAACCUAUACUAUUAUUAUUUCUUAAGUCUUCGAACAUGGGAAAACUCUUGCCCUACUUCGCUGCGAAGACCCAGAUUGUCAUUCUGGGAUUCAUCUGCUUCGGCUGCCCAGGCAUGUUCAAUGCUCUCAACGGUACUGGCGGCGGUGGCCAGGUCGACCGUGAGGCGGGUAACAACGCCAACACUGCUCUCUAUGUCUGCUUCAUUAUCUCUGGUCUCUUCGGUGGUGCUAUUGUGAACAAGUGUGGUGUCCGCUUCACCAUGUUCGGUGGUGGUCUCAUGUUUGCUUUCUAUUCUGGCUCAUACAUCUACAUCAACCACACUGGGAACUCGUGGAUGACGAUCUGGGCCGGCGCGAUGCUUGGUCUCGGCGCCGGUAUCUUCUGGACUGCUCAAGGCAUGAUCAUGAUGUCGUAUCCGCUCGAAAAUGAAAAAGGAAAGUUCAUCACCAUCUUCUGGGUCAUCUUCAACCUAGGUGGUGUGCUCGGCGGUAUCGUGCUUCUCGCCACCAACUUCAACCAUGAAGGCUCGCUCUCCGAUGGUGCCUAUGCUGCCUUCCUUGCCAUUGAAGUCUGUGGCUCGCUCUGCGCUCUGGUUCUUGCUCCGCCUUCCAAGGUUGUCCGUACCGAUGGGAGCCGCGUCGAGAUCAAGAAGGUCGACAACAUUCUGGCCGAUGCUCUCGCCAUCCUCAAGCUGUUCGCUGACCCGUGGAUGCUGAUUCUGAUUCCGAUGAUGUUCAGCUCCAACUUCUACUACUCGUACCAGUUUGGCCCAUACAACGGCUCGCUGUUCACCACUCGUACGAAGGGGUUCAACAACAUCUGGUACUGGGGCGCUCAGAUGGUCACCUCAGGUGCCUUCACUCGCCUUUUGGAUCGCCAGUCGCUGUCGCGCAAGAAGCGUGCUCUGUACGGAGUUCUGAUCACUCUCGCCGUUGUCAACGCGGUGUGGGGAGGAACCCUCAAGAUGCAGAACAAGUACACUCACGGUGCUCUUGCCACUACUCCUCCUACUCCGACCGACUACCCUGGAGGUGCCAUUGACUUCAAGGAUACCGCCCGGGCCGCCGGCCCCUGCAUUCUGUAUGCGUGCAUGGGUAUUCAGGACGCUCUGUGGAACAACAUGGCGUACUGGCUUCUCGGCACCAUCACCAACGAUGCCUCACGUCUUGCUCGCUAUGCCGGCUUCUACAAGGCCAUCCAGUCAGUUGGUGCAGCUGUCUCGUGGCAGCUUGAUGCCAAGAGCGUUGCCUUCCGCACUCAGCUCAUUGUCAACUGGGUUCUGCUUGAUGUCUCCGCUCUGCUCAUGGUUUAUCUCUCGUUCCGUAUCAAGGAGCAGGGUGAGGACGACGAGUCUGAGAAUAUCAAGGAUGGCGCCGAUUACAAGGAGGACGCGUCAGCUGAGGCUCAUGUCUAACAUGCCCUCUACAUGCACAUAUUAGCUCCCGCGAUAGUCUUGCGGUUUGUGUUUUUCUUUCUAUUUUUAUCACCUUUUA
Linderina pennispora is the source of this 1548-nucleotide messenger RNA. Its product is annotated as UNC93-like protein. NCBI's taxonomy places the organism in Eukaryota, Fungi, Kickxellomycota, Kickxellomycetes, Kickxellales, Kickxellaceae. The record is from RefSeq and is a predicted model, not a curated record. The transcript has a single exon. Bases 90 to 1469 code for a protein of 459 amino acids.